AUGGCCACACCGACCGAGGCCGGCCCCGCGCCGCCUCAGCCUGCCACCGAGCAGAAGCCCAUCCGCAGCCUCGUCCUCGACACCGGCCCGCUGAUCAAGAACGACCCCCCCGUCAGCACCCUCCUCGCCAAGGCCGAAUGCCUGUACACGCUGCCCGUCAUCGUGUCCGAGAUUCGCGACGCCGAGACGCGCUCGCGCGUCGAGACGACGCUGCUGCCGUUCGUCACGCUGCGUUCCCCGCGUCCGGAGAGCGUGAAACACAUCCGCGACUUUGCGCGCCGCACGGGCGACCUCGCGGUGCUGAGCAGGCCGGAUAUCGAUGUCCUGGCGCUGGGGUACGAGCUUGAGUGCGAGCGCAACGGCGGGGACUGGCGGUUGAGGAACACGCCUGGGCAGAAGGGCCUGAAUGGGCGGCCGGGCGACGCGGCGGACAAGCAGGCCAAGGAGACCAAGGAUGAAGAGCCCCAGGCGGAUGCCGACGCCACGGCGGAGCAGCCGGCAGAGCAUGCUACUGCAGAGGCGGAAAGCAACGAAGCUGCCCCGGCAGAGCAACAAGUGGAGGAGAAGCUGCAGAACCUGGAUCUGAACGAGGCUUCAGCCGAUCAAGAACCACUCGACGAAUCAGCAGGCGCCGACAUUGUCGAAGCCGCGGAAGUCUCUGGAGAAAAGGAAGACGAGACCGUGUCUGUACAGCAAGACGCCGAUGCGGGCUCCGACUCGGACUCGGACGGCUGGAUCACGCCCUCCAACGUCAAGAAGCACAAGGACCACGACGCCAACUCGGCAGCCAGCCCCUCUGGCGGCUCGUCCACGCCCCUCAUCCUGCAAGCCGCGGUCCUCACCUCCGACUACGCCAUGCAAAACGUCGCGCUGCGCAUGAACCUCAACCUCGUCGCGCCGUCCCUCGCGCGCAUCACGCGGCUCAAGAGCUGGGUCCUGCGCUGCCACGGCUGCUUCACCGUCACCAAGGACAUGAACAAGCAGUUCUGUCCGUCGUGCGGCCAGCCGACGCUCAUGCGCGCCAGCUGCUCGACCGACGAGCGAGGCAACUUCCGCGUCCACCUCAAGAAGAACUUUCAGUGGAACAACCGCGGCAACGUCUACAGCGUGCCGAAGCCCGUGCACGGCAGCGCCAACGGCCGCCUGCCGCGCAAUGCCGGCGGCGGCAAGAACGGCUGGGGCGCGGGGCUCGUCCUCGCCGAGGACCAGAAGGAGUUUACGCGCGCGCAGGACGAGCAGCGCAGGGAGAGGAAGCUCGACGUCAUGGACCAGGAUUACCUGCCGGGUAUACUGACGGGGUCGCGGUCUGGCGGCAGCGGGGGCAAGAUUCGCGUGGGCGCCGGGCGGAACGUCAACUCGAAGCGCAAGCACUGA
This is a messenger RNA of Purpureocillium lilacinum, 1374 nucleotides long. Its product is annotated as Nin1 binding protein. The record is from RefSeq and is a predicted model, not a curated record. Lineage: Eukaryota; Fungi; Ascomycota; Sordariomycetes; Hypocreales; Ophiocordycipitaceae. Gene Ontology annotation, biological process: maturation of SSU-rRNA; ribosomal small subunit biogenesis. Gene Ontology annotation, molecular function: RNA endonuclease activity. Gene Ontology annotation, cellular component: preribosome, small subunit precursor.